Molecule: messenger RNA, 1455 nt
Organism: Lichtheimia ornata
Lineage: Eukaryota; Fungi; Mucoromycota; Mucoromycetes; Mucorales; Lichtheimiaceae
Exons: 4
Coding region: 1-1455 (484 amino acids)
Biological process (GO): vesicle budding from membrane; late endosome to vacuole transport via multivesicular body sorting pathway
Cellular component (GO): ESCRT III complex; multivesicular body
Source: RefSeq, a predicted model, not a curated record
AUGGCUGCCAGAAAGCGUUCCGCAUUGCAAGCCUACUUGUCACAACAAUACAUCGACUUUGAUCUUGACCAUCCUACGCAACGACUCAACUCCUUGUACGCGGAUUUUUCCAAGCUGCUUGUGUUGAACCCAUAUGGAUACAAUGCCAACGUGAGCUACUGGCGAUCCGUCAUUCUCGACUGCAACGCGCAUGGAGUGUUGGGAAACGCCGAUUAUCGACUCGCCUUUGAUAUGAAUGAGCUUGGAAGUCAUUUUCUACGACCUGGUCUCGGCAAACCGCUUGCAUUAUCUUGUGUUGUGAAUAGCAUGGUGGAAAACAAGGAGCUCGUGACCUUGGGCGAGUUUAUGGCGAUGUAUCAGCUACCCAAUGAGACAUCCUCAUCGACAUGGUGGUGGUCUUCGAUCAGCCAGUGGUUAUGGUCAAGGAGUAAUGGCAACUCAACAUCAUCUGAAACCUAUAUUGUUAUGCCGACGCUCAAGAGCAUUGCCAAGCAUAUCGUACAAUCCUAUGCCAAUCAGACAAUCACCCACGCUACCACCAGUUUGAUGACAUUACCUGAUUUUCGAGCACAUUAUGGUCAAUUGGACAACAUCGAUUUGACGGAUUCGGAUAUUUGGUUACUCCUUCGAUACCUCAAUGCGGAAAUGGGUGUGGCGGUUGCUGACAACGUCAAGGGAUAUGGAACGCAAUACGUUGUUGUCAAGUUUCCAGCCAAGGAUGAAAAGGCCGAGAUUACACAGCAUGAUCGUGCAUUGGUGAGCAUGAAAACAACAUGUCAUGCACUCAAGGUGCAGGUGGAUGAAUUACAAUCCAAAGCGGAAGAGCUAGCAACGAUGGCCCAUGAGCAUUAUAGAGCGAAGCGAAAAGCACAAGCAUUGUAUGCUCACAAGCGAAAGAAGCAUAUCAUGGAGAUCUUGGACAGGAGGUUACGAUCGUUGGAGACCAUGGAAAUGAUGUUACUCAAAAUAGAAACGUCCCAGAAUGAUCUUCAGGUGGUACGAGCUUUCAAUAUGGGAGCGGAUGCACUUCAAAGUAUCCUUAGCAAAGAAGACUUAUCCUUGGCAACGGUGGAUGAAGCCAUGUUCAAGGUGCAAAAGGCGUUUGAAGAUCAAAAGGAAGUGGAGGAUGCUAUUGUGAUGGGCACUGAAGAAGCCAACAAUCGAGUACCUGAAUUGGAUGAUGAUGAAUUAGAAAAGGAACUUGAGGAUUUGCAGAGGGAAGAAAUGGCAGCACAACAACAGCAACAACAACUAUUAUCAUCAUCACCAUCACGACCCCCCUUACGACAAGUGACACAAUCUGCACCGCCGCCUGAUCGAUCCGAAUCCGAGCUUGCAAGGAUCAAUAACCUCUUUCAACAAUUAAGAAAAACCGAUACCCCACCUUCCACUACCCCUCGCUUACAACAACCAUCACAACCACAACAACACGAGUAUAAAAUGUUAGCUGAAUGA